This is a messenger RNA of Saitoella complicata NRRL Y-17804, 939 nucleotides long. RefSeq lists its product as uncharacterized. NCBI's taxonomy places the organism in Eukaryota, Fungi, Ascomycota, Saitoellomycetes, Saitoellales, Saitoellaceae. The record is from RefSeq and is a predicted model, not a curated record. The transcript has a single exon. Bases 1 to 939 code for a protein of 312 amino acids.
AUGGGCUUUGACUCCCAUACCGUGGUGCGAGGUCAAGCCGUCGACAAUAACCCCGAGGCGGCGAAAGUUUCGCUUUCACUGUAUAAAUCGCUUCUCGUUAACGCUGCAAUGUUGCCAGAUCUACAUGCCCGCAAGCAUUUCACAACUGCUAUUCGUUCUAUGUUCCGGUCAGGCAGGAAGACAGAAUUAACGAGUGCGCAAGAAGACCUGAGGAAACUCCAGAAGGCAAACAUGGGUAACCUCAAAGCCUUGGAGGAGGUAUUGGAGCACACGUAUGGACUUCGCGGGAAGCGACGUGAUGUAUUUCUGAAGUCUGCCCUUCCUCCAACUCCUCGAGCUGCUCCGCUCGUACCGGGAGACUGGAGAACAGUCCCACCGGUGAUCCCAGAGCCAUUUACAGCACUUGCCAAGAGCCAGUUUCCAAAGAAACGUAUUGAGGUGGUAUUGCCCAUCCCAACCGACCCCACCAAAACCCUGACGCCCAAACGAGAAGCCAAUUUUCGGAAAAGGCAUUUCCAGGAACUGAGGAAGAAAAUCAUCGCUCCAAUACCUCGCUACUUGGUUGAGAGCAUUGAACAGCGGCUGCGAGAGCCAGAGACACUUAUACCUCCAUUAACGGAGUUGCAGAAACAAAGGCUUGCAAAGAUGUUCAGAGAUCCUGAUCCAAAAGCAACAAGAGGCACUCGCACCCUAACACCCAGAUUCUUGUCACGAAUGUACCGAAGGCUUCUAAAUGAAGCAUAUAUCCUGGAGAAAGACUCCAGUACAGGCAAAUGGUUUGUUGCAAGGAGUGAAGAACGGCAACAAGCGAAGACCUUCCCGGUCGGGACAUCCGAUAUGUUUGAAGGCAUGGACGAGAAAGGAAACGUUAUUUCGAUACCCACGCAUGCACCAUGCUCGCCAUCACCGACCUCGACCCUCACAGCCCCAAAGCACUAA